Geodia barretti is the source of this 288-nucleotide messenger RNA. NCBI's taxonomy places the organism in Eukaryota, Metazoa, Porifera, Demospongiae, Tetractinellida, Geodiidae. The record is from the annotation of a GenBank genome assembly.
CCAGACGAACUACAUUCAAAAGUUGAUGUAUCCUUGGGUAUUGCCUUUAGUUAUCUGACACCAGAGUUAAAGCAGUUGUGUGUUAACCUGUCCCACUUUCCAGGCAAGUUCUCCAAAAGGAGUGCUGUUGCUAUCUUCAAUUUUGAAGGGAAAAUGCUAGACAAGUUAGUGCAGAGGUCUCUGCUACAAUAUGAAAGGAGCCAAAAGCAAUUCCAUUAUCACCAGCUGUUAAAAAUGUUUUUUACUCAAUUACUUCAAAAAGCUAUUCCAGAUAAUGUAAACAAAUUG